GCCCCCCCCUUUUUUUCUUUAAACGUCCACUUCGACGAGCUCCUCCAUUGGCCCCGGUGAAGAACCACUGACACCGAGAUAAUGCGCGGCUCUGGCUUCGCUGGCGUGAUCCUCCUGGUUAGCGUCGCGCACGCAUUGACGCCUCCCGUUGUGCGAACAAGAAGCGGGGACGUCAAGGGACUCCGGCUCAACGUGUACGGCGAGAAAGUGAACGCUUUCCUCGGAAUACCUUAUGCGUCGCCACCGUUGGGUGACCUGCGCUUUCGAAAACCGUCGCCAAAGGUCUCCUGGUCCGUUCCGCGAUGGACAAGGACUUUCGGUAAGCGCUGCAUGCAAGAGAUCGUUCUGGAUGCAACUGCUGAGCACUACGCUGAAGGUCCUGGUAUGAGCGAGGACUGCCUCUACCUUAAUGUGUGGUCACCCGUUAAUGACAAUAGCACCAAGCCCGUAAUGGUGUGGAUCCACGGCGGCAACUUCAAGGCUGGCUCUUCGGACAGCCCCGCAUUCGACGGCUCUGUGCUCGCCGCGACGCAGAAUGUGGUCGUCGUGUCGUUCAACUAUAGACUCGGCUUCUUCGGCUUCCUCAACGCGGUCCACGGCAACGCGUCUGGUAAUGCGGGUCUGUUCGAUCAAGUGCUCGCAUUGUCCUGGAUUAAGACGAACAUAGCUGCGUUCAACGGAAACGCAUCGCUAGUGACUCUCUUUGGUGAAGGGUCCGGAAUAGCAGCCAUUCGACUUCUGAUGCUAUCUCCUUGGUCACGAGGACUCUUUCAAAGAGUGAUCAUGCAAGGGGGAACUGCGCACGCCGCCAAAGCGGCGGAGAGCACGGGCAGGAGUUUGUUGAAGGCCGAUGCCUUGGCCGUCGAGGUGGGCUGCUCUAAGGCGGGCCACUCGAUCGUCUCGCACCCGGACGACGUCAUCGAAUGCAUCAAGAGCCGUCCGGCGCACGAGGUCUUGCUCGCGCAGAUCGAACUCCGACACCACGGAAUUGAGGCCCCUGCGCCCACGCACGGAACCGAGUUCUUGCCGCAUAACCCAGAUCUUAUUCACGACCUGAGGGGAUUCACGAGCGCCCAGGUCCUCAUGGGCCACAACCGAGCAGAAGGCAAAAGGUUGGUUUCCCAGGUCUUCGAAGGCCGCUUCGAGGCGCUCAAGCAACAGAACAAUAUGACCAAUGAAGACGCGCGGGUAGCACUACACGUUCUGUUGAGUGCGCAAGGAUACAGGCGACCCGUCGCAACCGAUGUAGCCGACCACUACCUCAAGCGAGCGACCAGCGUUUGCGACGACGCCAGGACACUGGCGGAACUGGUGGAAGGCGGUGCCGUCGACGUUGCCGCCGGCUGUCCCUCGUUUACGCUCGCCCGCAAACUGUCCAACGCCGGUCUGACCGUGCACUACUACGUUCUUGACUACGUCGACGAAGACGUGGACAGUUACUUCCGCACGGACUCUGACCACGCACCUGAGACGACGCUUGUGUUCGGACUGCCCAUGAGGUUCCCCGGCAAGUUCGAAGAGUCAGACCGGACCUUUAGCCUGAACAUCAUGAACGCCUGGGCCACGUUCGCCAAGCGAGGAAUGCCUCCCACAUUCGAAGGCAUCUUGUGGCCCCGCUUUAGUGAAGCUCGGCCAAUGUACUUGGACAUCAACGAGACCUCGGUGCAUUUAAGGGAAGCGGACACUUCGCCUUGUGGCCUUCUAAAGAAAUAGACUGGUGCAGAACUCAUCAGUUGCCCAGCAUAUAGGUACAAUUCAUGAAAGUUACUGUCGUUUUCUCAUUUUCAGUGCUAUAUAAGAGGGCUGUCAAGCUAGGUUGUACUUAGCAUAAAUAAACGACUCAGUCAACUCAAUUACUGUGUAUGUUCCUGAUGUACCGUGACGCACCGACAUCAUGGAGAGUGCCCUUUGAAAGCACCAUGAUAAUUUUUCUGUGCUUAAAGUAAGAACUCUACAAUGGUUUUUCGUCAGUGCAGUUCAAACCAACUUCUAAUGCUUUGGCGUGCACAUGCUGCCUAGAUUAAGAGAUAUUUCCACUGACCUGCAGUUUUGAGCGCCGUGUGGGAAAAUGCUACAUAAAGACAUUCGGAGCUAAGUCUUCGUGCAUGUUACCUCGACAACUGUAACAGGAGUAUUGAAAGCAAGAGCUGCGUGCAUCUGCGAGGUCUAGUGCUUCUCUUCUGUUUGAAACAUUGUAUCCAGUUUGAUGUCCUUUGUCGCUGUGUAACCGCUUGCGCAAGUAUGUAGGUAUGUCACACAAUUGGUCCCUCUACUAGCCAGUUAGGCUAUGGGACCAAACAAGUGUUUGCGAAGUUUUUUGUUACAUGGAUGUGAAAAUUACAAUAAAAAAGUAGACAACCCUC
This is a messenger RNA of Rhipicephalus microplus (southern cattle tick), 2363 nucleotides long. RefSeq names its product cholinesterase. Gene Ontology annotation, molecular function: acetylcholinesterase activity. Gene Ontology annotation, biological process: acetylcholine catabolic process; choline metabolic process. Gene Ontology annotation, cellular component: plasma membrane. Lineage: Eukaryota; Metazoa; Arthropoda; Arachnida; Ixodida; Ixodidae. The record is from RefSeq and is a predicted model, not a curated record.